AUGAGUAUAAUACUCCCAAAUCUAUCUUGGGAUUGUCCAGCAUGCUUCGUGGCGGUUACAAGUAUCCAAUGGCGAGCGAAGGAUACAAUGAAAGAUAUGAAUAACGCACACAGAAGAUAUCCUCGGUAUCUUACAGCGCGAGCAUCUCCUGGCCUUGAAAAGGAAGGAGCCAGUGGUCUAGUGCUAGACAUGAAAGUUUUCACACAAGAGGAUGCAGAUCUGUGCCUGGUGCGACGAAUCAAGCGUGAUUGUGGAGAGAGGGGCAUUUCAGUUGAUGCCACUUUGACCCAAUAUGAAGCAUUCGUGAAGCCAGCGUUUGAGACGUUCAUUCAGCCGUCUGCCCGUAAUGCGGACAUUAUAGUGCCUCACGCAGCGGUGAACGACGUUGCGAUAAGUCUCCUAGUGCAAUGGAUCGAGUCUAGACUCUCCAACAUAAGGAGCGCCAGCGUGCCUGUCCUUGUCCUCUAUAUGAUGGUCGCCGAUCAUGCUUCAUCACUCGGUAUCAUAAGGCCUGCGGUUGAACACAGGGUCACUUAG
This is a messenger RNA of Perkinsus marinus ATCC 50983, 537 nucleotides long. Its product is annotated as uridine cytidine kinase i, putative. The record is from RefSeq and is a predicted model, not a curated record. NCBI's taxonomy places the organism in Eukaryota, Perkinsozoa, Perkinsida, Perkinsidae. Gene Ontology annotation, cellular component: cytoplasm. The transcript is spliced from 7 exons. The coding region runs from base 1 to 537 and encodes 178 amino acids. Gene Ontology annotation, molecular function: ATP binding; kinase activity.